Messenger RNA from Passer montanus (Eurasian tree sparrow), 2146 nucleotides. RefSeq names its product neurexophilin 2 (gene NXPH2). Gene Ontology annotation, molecular function: signaling receptor binding. NCBI's taxonomy places the organism in Eukaryota, Metazoa, Chordata, Aves, Passeriformes, Passeridae. The record is from RefSeq and is a predicted model, not a curated record. The transcript is spliced from 2 exons. The coding region runs from base 234 to 1031 and encodes 265 amino acids.
CCCUCCCGCCCGCCUCAGCCCGCCUCCCGCCCGCCAUGGCCGCCCGCGGAGCCGAGCGGCGCCGAGCCGAGCGCCGCGGCAGUGCCGGGGUCUGGCCGCUGCCUGGCAGCGCCCCGUGAGCGGGGACAGCGGGCGGCGUGUCCCUGCGCUCGGUCCUGCCCCCCGUCCUCCUCCCGGAGCGGCGAUGAGCGAGACCCGCGCCGGGGGAGUCGCCGCCUAGACCGGCAGCCAGGAUGGUGCCCCUGCAGCCCCUGCCCCUCGUCGUGGUCCAGGGCGUCCUCCAGCUCGUGUUCUGUGACGCCAGCCGGGUCGUACAAGCCGCGGACGUGCUGGACUGGGAAGACAAGGAUGCUGCAGAGACACUGGUUGACAACGUGGUCCAUUCCAGGAUCAUCAACCCCCUACGCCUCUUUGUCAAACCAUCUCCAGUGCUGAAACACGGCCAGGUGUCCUACUCGGACAGCAUAGAAAACUUUUGGGAUUGGUUGUCCAACAUCACGGAGGUUCAGGAAUCUCUGGCACGAACUAAACGCAGACCUAUAGUAAAAACUGGGAAAUUCAAGAAAAUGUUUGGGUGGGGUGACUUCCACUCCAACAUCAAAACUGUAAAGCUGAACCUCCUGAUCACGGGGAAAAUCGUCGAUCACGGCAACGGAACCUUCAGCGUUUACUUCCGGCACAACUCCACGGGUCUGGGGAAUGUUUCUGUCAGCCUGGUGCCACCUUCCAAAGUGGUGGAGUUUGAACCAUCCCCACAGUCCACGCUGGAGACCAAGGAGUCCAAGUCCUUCAACUGCCGCAUCGAGUACGAGAAAACAGACCGCGCUAAAAAAACUGCCUUGUGCAACUUUGACCCUUCCAAGAUCUGCUACCAAGAGCAGACCCAAAGCCAUGUCUCCUGGUUGUGCUCCAAACCCUUCAAAGUCAUCUGCAUUUACAUCGCUUUCUACAGCGUAGAUUACAAACUGGUGCAGAAGGUCUGUCCCGACUACAACUACCACAGCGAGACGCCGUACCUGUCCUCCGGCUGACCCGGCCUGGGGCUGCAAAAUCACACGAAAACGAGCAUUCCCAUUAACCUUUUGGAGAAGAAUAUGUUUUCCUAUCAGGUUCAAAAGUCUCUAAAAACCGUAGCUGUGUUCGUGCUGUAUCGUAACUAAUCCAGCUGUUUAUGUAACAAUAAUUUUCGUUUGAGGCCGUUGAAUUUUAGCUCUCUCAUCGUUCGUAAGGGAACCGCCAGGCAGGCACGUGACAAGAAUCAAACAAAAUUAUGUCUGUAACGAACACUGAUCUUAAAAAUCGCUUUUUUGAACAACUCCAUGGCAGAGAGGUUGUCUUUUACUUGAAUUGGACAGCACUUAGCAGGUCCUGUUUCUCAUUGGGAACUUUAGGUGACAAUAGAAAGAACAAAUGAUGAAGCAGCCUCAAAGCUGCUCAUACUCAAACUUCAAAUAAACAGCUCUCCCACUGAUUUCAUAAAGAAUUUUACACAGAGGGCUCAAGUAGUCAAGUCCAAAUACAAAGAGGAAGUGCUAAUUCUUUGAUAAAAAGAAAGAAAUCUGAAUUUUUAUGAGUUGUAGUAACUGUAGGUGUUCAUUGAAGAGCGAGUAGUUCUUCCUUCAGACUUCCUACCAUGGAUGUGCAAUGAUGUAAUUAGACCUCAAUGAGCUUUGGUUUAUUACACCCCACAGGUGUGCACGUGUGGUAUACAUUCCUUCCUCCCGUGCCCACCACUGGGUUAGAUUCCUCUCACACAUUCACACAAGCACACACAACCCAGGAUUAGUUUUUUAGCAACAGAGAAUCUAUAAAUACCUGGGGAAAAGAUAAUCUCUGUUUAAGUCAACCUGGUCUAGUGGAAGGUGCCCCUGCCCAUGGCAGGGGGUGGAACUGGAUGAUCUUUAAGAUUUGUUCCAACCCAAAUCAUUCUGUGAUUCUCUGAAGUGUAGCAGGGGCUGGCUUCCAGGAAAAGGAAGCAAUUAUUUUGCAAUGCAGCCCCUGAGCAUUAAAGUGCAGCAAGGAAAACCCAUCACAGCACAAGGAUGAUACCUGAACAAGCAGCUUUCUCCCUCUUGGCCCCAGUUGUUCCCUUAGCACUGCACUGCACACCUUAAGUCAAAGUAUCAGCCAUGACAAAGAGAGAGAA